GUCGGUGGGUUUGUCUUGGCCAAGGCUGGACAUUCCGUGCGCCGCAGACGGAGAUGGAAAACACAGACAGUGGAAGAGGAGCAUCUGCACAAAAGUGGCAGUAGCAGUGGCAGUCCCCUGCCUGUGCUUCUCGGUCCUCUACUGUGUAUACUACGUACUCCGUAGCUUCCUGGUUCCAAGCUCCCUCUCUGUCCCCACCUCACCGGGCUGCGGCUGCAUCUUGAGUUCUUGGGUGAGGAUACCUUGUUCUAGGUACCUUACGUAAGGCUCGGAAACGGUAGCAGUGACGGUACUGCGUAAGGUGAGGUGAGGUAGACGGCGCCACAGUCUGCAGCACGACGCACCACAACUGCACCACGACCUCAUCCCCCUCUCCACCGUGUCACUCCCCCGCCAUCGUCCUAUGCAAUCCAUCAAAUGGGAGCUGCAUCAGGCCACUUCUGGUCUGCCCUGUCUUGCAAUUUCUACUUGCCCAUCCAUCAUCUCAUUGCUCAUCAGUUCUGCUUGCUUGCAGUGACGUCCUCCGAGAUGUUCAUCCGCUGUUCCAGUGUUCCUUAAUCCUUACUUAAUACCUUGUUCCCAAGUUUCCAAGCCUCCGUACCUACCCCGUUGCUCAGACUCUGACGAUCUAUACCUCCGUUGCUCCCUUGCAUAACCCGUCCCUUCUCUGCCGCGUGAUCAGCUUCCGAGACUCCAAUUCCUGUCCCCUCUUUACUUUAGUCAAUGUUACUUGUAUAACACCCCUUUCUGUCUUUCUCUUCGUCGACAGUCUUUCUUUCUCCAAGUCUACAGUUUCUUUUGCAGUCUAUUGCUGCCAUCAUCAGCCACGCCUUUCCAACGGUCAGAGACAAAGACGUCGUCUCCCGUUUACACGCAGAGAAAGCAGACCAUCAUACCAACCCAACCAACCACCUUGCCCUUUCCAGUCUCAGUACCUAACACCAGCUCUUCUAAUUACCCCAAUUGGACCGCGUCUCUUUGUUCAACCGUUGUAAAAGCCGUUGUGUCUCACCAGCAAACCCUAGGUUUCCCCUCCGCAAAGCAGUGCCGAGUCCCGUUCCUCUCGAUCGCCGCCCCCUCUCAACCCCAAUAAGCCACUGCCUUCCCCGCCUCCCUUCGCCUUCGACAGCGCCGACCAGAAAACCAAUGGCCCUCCCGCCAAACCAGUUCUGAAACUGACGAAAAUCAUGGCAACCCUCAGCGACGACGACGUUGAGAAGCUCUUCUCUGGAGCUCCUCAGUACUUUGCUCGCUCCGAGGGCCAUUACACCGGCGCUCCCCACCCAUCUGUCGCCUUUCCCUGGGACGAGUCGCUCGAGAUCCGCGACCUGACCGACCAUGUCCAGAUCGAGGACGCCGCCUGGAGCUGCAUCACAGCCUGGCCUCAUAUCACGAGGGACAUGAACUCCAAUCCUGCUGCUAUACGAUGCGCCAAGGAAAGGAAGCGAGCCCAUUUCUACCCCCGAUGCCGAGAACGGCCUAAUAUGCUCAGUAUGCAAGGCUUGGAGAAGGGCACAAUGGGAUACCAGGCGGCUCUGGAAAUGCCCGUUGGUGAUGCGCUUCAGGAAGAGCAAUUUGGCUUCGACAGCAUCGGAUCCAAGGCCAAAGCAAUCGUCGAACAGCGCCAGAGAAUGUUGGCUUCCAAAGACGGACUUCGCCGUUUGGAGGAAUCGUCCAUUUUGGAUCAGCUCAUUAAGAAUGGCGCCAGGUACAAGGAGAACAAGGUCCACAGAAAGAUCCACAACACCCUGUAUAACGAGCUAUUCUUGGGCAUCCUGCAUCCGCCAACCCGUGUCAUUGACCACCAUGACCCCUACAGUCUCUCUGUCCAGAUUUCGGCGCUCGUCAAGGUCCUUGCUGCACCCAAUGUUUGGAUCGACUUCUCCCACGUGGAAUGGAGAAUCAGACUGGGUCAGAUCCUCUGGGGUUCCUUCGAGGGCGAUGAGCUCGAAACAGAUGUCGAGAUCGACGACGCCGACAGCAACGAGGAGCGCAAAGAGGAGAGGUACUGGCUGUUGCUUCAGAUUCUUCUGGCGUGCGAGCUGCUCAUUAGGCUAGAUGCCAUCACAGAGGGCGAAGAGCUCGGUAUCGAGAGCAUUAGACCCACCGAGAUUAAGCGCUUUGAAAAGGAUGCAAACUCAACAGUCAAGUGGUCAUUGCACUUGGCACGCGCUUGGCUAGAGAACAUUGAGAUCAUUGAGCGAAAGGUCGAUCCGGCGAACACUCAGAAGCGCAACUCUGGUGGAUGGCUGGCAUCUUUGACUGGGAAGAUGAGCCUUCACCCAAAUAACCAUGCUCAUUCUCACGGCGACGUCUCCGUGUACACCAUUCAGGGACGGUACAGCGAGAGACAAGUCAAUGGCUUGACGAAUUUUGCAAGAAAGCUUCGCUGGCCCGAUAUCGAAUCAGACACAUACGCCGAGCAGAUUUCUGAGACAGUCAACAAGGUAUCAGAAGCAACGCCGAUUCACACGCCUGCGGAGACACCAAUGAGCAUUGACACAAAGAGAUCAUCCUAUUUCGGUGGCGGUCGGACAGAAGCGAGCGUUACUCGACACCCGUCCGGGAAGCACAAGAUCUCGGCAGCUUUGCACCCGUCGGGAUGGUUAUCCAAAUCUUACGUGUCCGGCCUCAUGCUUCCAGGCGAAGGACUGUACCACUUGAUCAUGACCACUCUCUUGGAGAACGACAAGGAGGCAAUGUCCAAAUUGGGCCCGAUGGCAAAUCUGUGCGGUGGUUUCGUGUAUCGUGGAAAGAGUUUCUGGAGCACGGCUUGCAUCAUUGGCCGCGUUCUUGCUGCUGGUGCUGGCUCUGCUCAGUGUAUGGGAUGGAUCUCGAGCGAUAUCACUCCCCAAGGACAUGGUGACGGCUGGGUCAAUAUUGACGUUGCCGAAGUCUGUGAUGACAUGAAAAAGACAGGCAAGCAAGCCCGGUUGUGGGGUAAGACUCACGUCGAGCGCGAGUCUUGUGUUCUGGGUGAUGCGGAUCCCAGCUCGGUACUCCCCGCGGAUUUCAUCAUCCCUUAUGAGAAUAACUAUUCGGAGCCGCCUCCCAGCCUGAGCAUUUCCUUGACGUCGCUCAAUCUCUCUGCGCCCGUGGACUCAACCCGCACCACUCCGACUGAGGAGACGGUGAUGACCCCCUUCUCGGACGUGACCCGAGCACACGAACUCUACACAUAUCCCGCCUCCAUCUCCUUUUCUGUCGGCCCCAACGGCGGCGAAGCAAAGGAGCACCAGUUUUCACUGAUGAAGGACAUCCAUUUUGUUACGGCUCAUCCUUGCCACCCGUCUUCCCACGUCAGGGUCUUAAGGUCCCCUUCAAGCCCCACCAUCCAGCAGAUCGACGUGGACGGCAGCGGCAUCGGCGGUGUGAGCUCUAAGCCGGCCACCAUCACGGGACAUCCCCUGCACAAAUUCUUCACAUAUACCGUCAUCCACCUUUCAGAGCUUCUUGAGAAGCCAGACGCCUCCCUGGAUACUUUACUCCUCAACACGUCAUCUGUCCGACGUCCAUCUCUCACUCCCACCAUGAACACCACACCUCGCGUUCUGGUCAUUGACUGUAUCACCGGCUUCAAGCGUCAGGCCCCGACGCAAGAGACCCCCACGUCUCCCAUCCUCGAACGUACCGCCAACGGUGCCAGCCUUGCGACGACCAACAUGCACCUUGAGUCCCGGCGUCGCCAGUUUGGGAGUGACAUGGAGGUCCUGGUGAGAGCGUUCUGCGCAGAGAAGGGCUGGAAUGCCAUCAUCUCGAGACGCCGGCGGGGUUGCCUUGCAUGCGCCAUCAGAGAGGCCGGCGCUCUGGCUUGGAAGGUCAUCAUCCGCGUUGACUAGACGCUUUUUUCUUUCUUUCUACUUUGUCUUGAGACCGUUCAACCUUUUCUUGUGUGUACAUAAUUGGGGACGAUUGACGGAGAUCAAGUCAUCAUUUCUGGCGUCGGGCCUAUGUUUUUGAUAAGGGAUACCAGGGGUACACACGCACACGUGCACACACGAGAGGCAUGCAUAGCGUUUGAUUUUGUUCGCGGGAACGACUGAGAAGGGGGAAAAGAGAAAGAGAUGGACUACCUAGGGUGCCUGCAUUGUUACGUCUGCGAGCUGUAGUGCUAGAUACCCCCAAACCCUGAUAUAAUACGCUGUAAUGAUGCAUCCGCCCCUCCACAGCCCGUUUGCUAUUAUGUGGCUUGAUUCUCAAGCUUCGCAGUUUUGAAGUGCGCGCAUAUAGUGUGCAUGCAUGAUGAUUCAGCUUCAGUAGUCUGCGUAUCUCGCGUAACUACCGCAAGUACUUCAAGAACCAAAUUCUCGUCCAAAUGACGUUGCCGAUUUGGGCAAAACUGGCAUGUAACUACUUAUCAAGUAACCGACCCAAAAAUGCAUGACAAACUAGCAAGCCCCUUUGAGGCCUUUGGGGUCUGGCCUUGUAAAUGGUAUCAUACCAAAAAGAAAAAAGGAUUGGAUCCCUCCCGUACGCAAAACAUCAACUACCUGAUCAAUGCAGGCGUCAUCCUACUCAACACACAUUCAAAGGUCCUUGCCGUCAAACCAGCUGUUGACGCUCCACUCCUUCCAGCCGCGCUUCUCACCGGGGAGCUCGAUGGACUCGUACUCCUCCUUGGUGACCUUUUGCCAUUCCUCGAGGGGGAUCCAGCCAAUGUAGGCGCGGUCACCGAAGCCGCCGAUCCAGUAGACGGAUGUGACGACGAAGCGAACCCACUCUGAUUCGUGGACGGGGCUGCCGGGAAGCCAGUACUUGGAGUCCGGGUGCUUGUUCACGAAGCAGUGGGCGAGCUUGAGGGAGGAGACGGGGUCGACGGGGAUCUUCUCGAGGUAGCCGAGGAGAGAGAAGCGGGGGAGGUUGGCGGCGGAGUAGGGGACCGUGUCGGGAAGGCCGGUGGCCGCCGCGUCGGCGUCGGAGGAGGAGCCAAAGAUUCUGUUCUUGAGCGAGGAGAAGAGGGAGAUGCGCUUCGCGGGCGGGAAGGGCGGGACCCAGUGCAUGGAGAGGGAGAUGUUGGAGCCGGCGCGGACGUUCUUGAAGGACGUGGCGAUGGUAAUGGCCAGGAUGGUGGGGUUGCCCUCGUCCUCGCAGUCGGCGACGUAGUCCAUGAGACCGAUGGGCAUGCCGGAGAGGUCACCGCCCGAGGCGGAGUGGGCGCCUGCCGGGAAGACGGUCGCGAGCUCGGCAAGCUUGGUCACGGCGAGAAUGCGGCGGCCCAUGACUGCGGACUCAUAUGAGGUCGGGAUGCGGUUUGCGUCGGCACCGCCCUCGGGGUUGGAGAGGAGGUGCUGCGGCAUGCCUGGCUCGAGGACAGCGGUGGCGGCGGAGGCGGCUAGGCCGGCGAGGAUGGCGGAUGUCUUCAUCUUGUUCUCAGGUUGGACAAGACCGAGAAGGAGAGGUAUGGGACUGGUUUAACGGUAGGCGGGAGAGAGGGUGUAGUAGGAGGAGGAUCUGUCGGGAACGGGCGUGUGCGAGGUUUUGUAGCAAAGUCCUCACUUGAGGUGCGUGUAUGUGUGUGUGUGUGAUCGGUCGGUCGGUCGGUCGGAAAGGGUGGGAUGGAUCGGAUCGUACGAGCUGCUCGUGGUGUGAGGCGGUCUCGGAAGGGUUAGGACGUAGGGCCAAGAUAUUUGGGAGGGAACUAUUGAGCGCGAGUACGGCGGGGACGAUGUCUUCUUCGGGGAGGAUUCUUCGGCGUUGGGGGAUGGAUUGAAGAACAAAGAGGAUGGAAUGGAUCCGCCUGGGCAAACACGAGUUACCAACAACGUUGGUAACAGUCAGAAGAACGAGUCGGGUUUCGUAACGGGCGAGGACGGGGAGGUCGGUCUGCAACGGUGGUGGGCUGGGGUCAGUCAGAAGGUUAGGUUACCUCAAGUUGGGUUUAGCUGGGCAACUCCGCAAGAGAGGAGAUGGGCGC
Colletotrichum scovillei is the source of this 5914-nucleotide messenger RNA. RefSeq lists its product as uncharacterized. The record is from RefSeq and is a predicted model, not a curated record. The transcript is spliced from 3 exons. Lineage: Eukaryota; Fungi; Ascomycota; Sordariomycetes; Glomerellales; Glomerellaceae. The coding region runs from base 1188 to 3839 and encodes 883 amino acids.